Messenger RNA from Humulus lupulus (European hop), 402 nucleotides. RefSeq lists its product as uncharacterized. Bases 1 to 402 code for a protein of 133 amino acids. The transcript has a single exon. NCBI's taxonomy places the organism in Eukaryota, Viridiplantae, Streptophyta, Magnoliopsida, Rosales, Cannabaceae. The record is from RefSeq and is a predicted model, not a curated record.
AUGGAGCCUAAUCUUAAGUUGAGCAAAGAUGAAGGAGAUGUCCUUCCUGAUCCUACAUCCUACAGAAGCAUAAUAGGAAAAUUAAUUUAUCUCACCAUUACAUGGGCUGAUAUAUCUUUUGCUGUUAAUAGGUUGAGUCAAUUCUUAUCCUUGCCUAGAUUACCUCACUUAAAGGCUGCCCAAAGGAUCCUCCAAUAUUUGAAAGGUAGACCGGGUGAAGGCCUUUGCUUUCCAUCAAGUAGUCAGCCCCAACUUAAAGCUUAUGCUGAAUCAAAUUUUACAGCUCAUGAUCUCCAUCUUAAAGUUUUUUUAGAUUCUGACUGGGGUUCUUGUCUAAAUACUAGAAGGUCUGUCACAGGCUAUUGGAUAUUUCUUAGUAACUCUCUUAUUUCAUGGAAAUAA